AUGGUGCCGCCCGUGGUUCUGCGGCAGUUGCGAGACGUGAUCGCGACCCAGGAGGUGUUGGUGGAGGAGCUGAGGAGGCAGAUAGCAGUACUGGAGGAGAAUUCUGUCAGCUGGGUGGAAUAUGAGGCUAUUGUCAAGAAACUAGAGAAGGAAGAGGAAGAACAUGCAAAGACCAGGAGUAAUCUGGCUAAGGAAUCUGAACAGCUGGAUUUUGCCCUUGGGGAGAUUGAUGUUCUGUCGAAGCAACUUAAGAGGGAGAAACAAGCAUUUGAAAACGCACUUUCCAAUGUGAAGAAUAAAGUGCUAAAGGAAUCAAUCCAAAAAGACAAGCUGAAAAGCAAAUGUACUGAAAUUGAGAGCCAUAUUCAGAAACAGGAAGACAUUCUAAUCUCUAAAGACAAUGAGAUAAAGGAACUGCAGCACUCCAUCAACAAACAGAAGCAAUCCCUAAAAAACCAAGCAUCUGACUUCAAAAUAGAGAAACAACAGCAAUAUUAUAUAGCAAAAGUGCUUGGGAAAAAACCCAAGAAGAAUGCUAAAUAA
Messenger RNA from Euleptes europaea (tarantolino), 543 nucleotides. RefSeq names its product spermatogenesis associated 24 (gene SPATA24). Gene Ontology annotation, cellular component: nucleus; cytoplasm. Gene Ontology annotation, molecular function: DNA binding. The transcript has 6 exons. NCBI's taxonomy places the organism in Eukaryota, Metazoa, Chordata, Lepidosauria, Squamata, Sphaerodactylidae. Bases 1 to 543 code for a protein of 180 amino acids. The record is from RefSeq and is a predicted model, not a curated record.